Passer domesticus (house sparrow) is the source of this 3196-nucleotide messenger RNA. It is a transcript of the gene ASIC5, whose product is annotated as acid sensing ion channel subunit family member 5. Gene Ontology annotation, cellular component: plasma membrane. Gene Ontology annotation, biological process: sodium ion transmembrane transport. Lineage: Eukaryota; Metazoa; Chordata; Aves; Passeriformes; Passeridae. The transcript is spliced from 10 exons. Bases 47 to 1561 code for a protein of 504 amino acids. Gene Ontology annotation, molecular function: ligand-gated sodium channel activity. The record is from RefSeq and is a predicted model, not a curated record.
GGCAGCUUCUUAUCCAUCCCUUCCCUACUGAAAUAAGCACGGCCUCAUGGACCAGCUCAGGAGAUUCAUUCAACUGGAUGCCAAAGGAAUAUUGGGAAAGAUACGAUUGUGUUUAAUAAAGAAACUGCUGCCAGAUUUGGAAGACAGAAGGAAAUAUCAUGAGGAGUUUGCCUCGUCCACUUCAUUUCAUGGCGUGCAUAACAUUGUCCACAGGCAGAGCAAGGCCCGCAGGGCACUGUGGCUGCUGAUAGUCACAGGCUGCCUUGCCAUUGUUGUCUGGCAGAUCUGCAGUCGCUUCAUCUACUACUUCAGCUGGCCAACCACAACUACAGUGGUGGUUCAGUAUGUGGAAAAAGUCCAAUUCCCUGCUGUGACCUUCUGCAACUUGAACAGGUUUCAAGCUCAUGCUGUGAGUAACCUGAAAGUAAUUUUUUUUAUUUGGAACAUUGUAUCUGCAAUUCUCCAAAAAAUUGCUAUGGAAGACAAAUAUUCCCAGGAGUUAAAUGAUUUCCUUCUUGGGAACCAGAACUUCAGCAUCAAAGAUUUUACAAGGAAAAAUGGGUUUUAUCUGAACAGCAGCACAUUGCUAGAAUGUGAUUUUUUUGGAAAGCCAUGUUACCCACAGGAUUUUGAACAUGUUUUCACUGAAUAUGGAAACUGCUUUACUUUUAAUCACAAUGAUCUUUCAGCAAGAAGAGUGAGUUUGUCUGGAAGAGGCUUACAUUUGCUUUUUGAUGUCCAGCAGGACAAAUUCACUGACGAACCUACUCUUGGUUAUACUGAUGCUGGAAUAACUUUUGUUAUCCAUUCACCCCAAGAGCUUCCACGCUUUGAUGGUUUAGGUUUACUGACACCAGUGGGGACGCACGCACAGGUCGCGAUCCGCCAGCUGAAGUCAAUUAUCCAAGAAUACCCAUGGGGAGAGUGCAAGCCUGAUAUAAAGCUUCAGUACCACAAGAUUUAUAGUACUAAUGGAUGUUUGCUGGAAUGCAAAGCCCGGUACAUACAGGACUGGUGUGGCUGUUUGCCAUUCAUUCUUCCAGGAAAUGGAACAGAAUGUGACUUGCUGAAGUUUUACAAAUGUGUUUAUCCUGCAGUCUAUGAUAUAGAGAUAAAAGGAUUAUGUACAGUAGGAACACACAAUUCCACGUGCCCUGCACCAUGUGAAGAAACAGAUUAUCCUACCACUGUCACCUAUUCAAACUUUGGAGGAGAAAAAGCCAUAAAAUAUUUUUCUACAAAACUGAAGAAAAGCUCAGAAUACAUCAGGCAAAAUCUUGUGCGUAUUGAGAUUAAAUAUCAUGACCUGAGCUACAAAAUAACACAGCAGCAGAAGGCUUUGACUAUCUCUGAGUUGCUUGCCGAUGUAGGUGGCCAGCUUGGAUUGUUUUGUGGUGCCAGUAUGAUUACAAUCAUAGAACUGCUAGAGUAUAUUUUUACUAACUUCUGUUGGAUGUGCAUCUUUUUUCUUUUGAAAGCUCCUGAAAUGCCUCAAUGGAACAAUCCAUCCCAGAACCAACCAACACAUAAGGGAGAAAAGAGGGGAAUACAAGAAUGUUAAUGGUUUGUGGAAGGCCAGAACUAAUUGCAAAUUCCCUUUCUUUUUAAGAUACAACAGAUACUGUAAUAUUUUACAUUGCUCCCUUCUCUGCUGUCCUUAUUCUCCCUAUUAUUCCCUAAAAUGAUUUAACUGUGCUAAAUAACUUUAAAGAAUGCAUUUCACAAAGACUCACUUUCCUUCUUAUAUAAAUAAAAAUGCAAUCUUUAACUUUUAUUUUAAUAAUUUUUUUUAAAUCGCAUAGCAAGUGAUGCUGACAUAUGAUAAAAUUUAGCAUUCAUAACCCAGAUUUUAUCUUCUGUGUUUUGAGUGAUGAGAAAUAAUACACAUGCCAAAUUAUCUCACAGAAAUUUCUUGACUAUUAUAAACAUGGAGCAUUGUUAUUCUUAAAAUGCUGGUUCCUUAUUAACAACUCUUCUAGUGGGUUUUCAUCGUAACAUAUUCCAGUGAAGAAUAUGGUGACUUCACCUAGAACAAUUAAGAAUGUGCCUAAUAGCAAUAAAAUUUACAGUACUAUCUGUCUGAAAUACAUCAAAAAAAUCUCAUCAGUCUGCCAGCUACUGUAGAGAACCACAGGGCAUGCAAGUGGAUAGCAAGUGGGCAAGCAUGGGUCAACUUCAGUGUUUAAUGUCAUGAAAGAUGAUAAUAAAGGCUUAAUCUAAAUCCUACUAAAUAUGAGUCAGUGUAAGAAUUUUGUAGCUUUGGUACCGAUUCAGGCUUCCUGAACAUUAUUUCAGUGUUCAGAAAAGCUUCUGUGGUUUCCUACAUCUGUUUGGGCUUAUAGAGCAGUAGUGGUUUAGUCUUACAGUUUUUUAAGAAGACUGCAGUGAUUAAAUAAAGUAAUAAGUGUAUUUACUGAAGAGCCAAGUCCUUAACGUCAGAUAUAAAGUAAUGAAAAUGCUACCAUUUGGCCACCAUUGGCAACAGCUUCCCUUCAGCAUAAGCCCUAGGAUUUGCAAGGAAACACAGGAAAUGUCUUUGCUACCUAGAAAGAGAUGCCUUGAUUUUUCUCCUCUAACCUUAAGCACAACUCAAAGAUCUUUUUUCUCAAUUCUCAUUUAUUGGUCACUCCACUUCUGCUGGGACUUUUCCCCCCACGCCAUUAUCAAGCCCAGGCACAUUUGGCUCAGCAGCCCUAUAAAAAUGUUGUUCUGCAUUAGCCAACACAAAGGAAGAAUGUAAAAGAGAGCAAACAUACUGCAAUAUUUUUCCAAAGACUUCUCCCAGCCUCAAACUGUUUCUAACUGUGGAAUUCUCAAGCCAAAAGAAAUUAUAGGUUUGUAAGAAGGAACCAGGUAUUAUCUGACUUCUGGAUAAAAAGAAAAGCAGGGUAAAGUUUAAACAUAGUAAUCAAGCACACCUUGUAUUUCAAAGAUCAAAGUGUUUUGUAGCUAUCAAUCACAAUGAUUUGUUUUGUUUGCUUCUAUUAAUAAGAGCUGAAUAAAAUAACAUUAUUAUUGUAAAGACUAAAGAAAACAAAACUGGUAUUGUUUCUGUCCAAAGGUUCACGUGAAACGAAGCACAGAACAUGCUAAAAAAUCAGCCAAAAAAGCAGCAGUCCCCAGAAAGGGAACGUACUGAAAUCUUUGCUUUGUUUAACAAGACUAAAAUGACUUUUGCUUACUCCACUGACUUUGU